AGCUUGCUGGCCACCGAGGAGGAUGCUCUGUGAGGACAGAUGUGUCCCUCCCCGGCAGCGACCCCCUUGCUGAGAGCUCCGGGAUCCCUCCUGAUGCUCCCUUCCCAUACAGCUGCAGCCUCACCCCUUAGCCCUCAGGAGAAGAGCUGGUGUUAUGCCCUGGGCAUUGCCACCUUCCCUCCCAGCCGCGUUUGACGAUGAGGCACAUGGCAUCGCCCUGGGGGACCAUCCUCACCUGCCUGAUGAAGGCCGACCCCAGCGCCAGCUCUGCCAGGGCGGGUCUGCUGAGCCUCAUCCUGGUGGGCACACUGAGCAGCCUCUCGCUGCAGAAAUCCCUGCCGGCAGCCUACAGGGACCACGAAGGUGCCCAGGAGAGCCCAGGCCUGAUCCAGUGCGGGGAGUACAGCAACCAAGUGCUGCCCAACGGCCGCUGUAAGAUCGUGGCCACCUUGCCCCAGGGGGACGAGCAGAGGUGCCCGGACAUGUUCCGCUGCACCGACGAGGUGUCCUACUGGCUCCACGAGAACGAGGAGCGUAAGCAGCAGGUGCUGGAGCUGCGGGAGCUGAUUUCAGAGCUGCAGGAGGAGCUGAGGAACCACCGGCACCGCAUCAAAGUCCUUGAGCUCCAGCACGAGGAGGCAGCCGGCCGCAACCACAGCCUGGCUCAGCGGGUGCAGGACCUGGAGCAUCGGUACAGCGAGGCCAGCACCCUGCAGCACAUCCAGGCCACGCUGCUCUACGACAUGCAGGCGCAGCUCAACAACAUCUCCGUCCUCACCGACUGGGCCUGGCGCAACCCCACCUGCCUCGGCCCCGCCGACAUGAGGCUCCAAGAGGAGAUGCACCACCCAGAAGUGAAGCAUGCCAGGAACUGCCCCAUUGACUGUGCCUCUGUUUACUACAAUGGGCUGCGGCGCUCUGGGAUCUACAACAUCAUGCCUGCAGUGGGAGGGAUGCCUAUCGAAGUGCUGUGUGAGAUGGACACUGAAGGCGGAGGCUGGACAGUCAUCCAGAGGCGUCAGGAUGGCUCGGUGGACUUCAACCGAACCUGGAAUGAGUACAAGGAGGGCUUUGGAGACCUCAAUGGUGAAUUCUGGAUGGGCAAUGAGAACAUCCAUAAGCUGACCAGCCAAGGGGACUACUCGCUGCGCAUUGACCUGGAGGACUGGAACAGCAAGCACAAGCAUGCCUUCUACCAGGUCUUCAGCAUUGAGGAUGAGGAGAACUAUUACCGCCUGCACGUGGAUGGCUUCAGCGGGACCGUGGAGGAUUCCUUCGCCUGGUACCACAACAAGAGGAGCUUCAGCACCCCUGACUCAGGGAACAUCUGCGCUGAGAUCUCCCACGGAGGCUGGUGGUACCACCAGUGCUUUUUCUCCAACCUCAAUGGGGUGUACUACAAGGGCGGGCGCUACUCCAUCAAGAACCGCAGGAUGCUGGGGCCGGACGGGAUCGUGUGGUACUCAUGGAAGGACACAGACUACUACUCCUUGAGGAAGGUGGUCAUGAUGAUCCGACCACGCACGUUCCGGCCACACCUCUCCCCCUGAAGAAGCCUGAGGUGUUCUUCACUUCACCUCACGUUGAACCCUGGGAACAGAGGGCUGGAAAUAGCUUGCUCUGAGCGAAAAAUUGAUGCUGGAGGUCCUGAAGGCACUGAGCCACCGUCCGUGUUGCUGCCUGUUUGCUUUCAAGGUAGCUGAAGCAACAGAGUCAUCAGGACCUUCAAUGAGUGUUUGGAUGGUGAAAGCUCUCUUAAAGACAUGGAGGUGAUUUCUGAGCUUUGCAAAGACAAGCAUGUAGCAGCAGUUCUUGGCAGGCUUGGGCAUGCUCAAGGCUUGAGGCUCAAUCCAGCUGGCUCACGAUGGGAAUCAGCCACACGCUGAGGCUGGACCUUCUGCUGAGUGGAGCUGUUGAGGGCUCUGGCUACCAACCCAAGGGUGUUGUAGAGGGAAGCAGAGGAUCAGCAAUCCUGUCUGAGCUUUCCACAUGGGAUGGGAUGGGCUGACUCUUGUGCUGUAAGACGAGCACCUCUCAGAUCUUGGCAGAGCUUCUCUGUUCACAUCGCUGCAUCUCUAGGUCCAUCACCUGAAGGAUGUGCUGGGGGUGGCUUUGAGGUGCUGAGAUGGCCCUGAGGAAAACCAGGAGAGACAACACGUAUUGCCCAGGGUGGGUGUCACAGGGAGGUGGGGAGGCAGGUCUGCAGUGAUCCUUGCCUUCUCUGUCAGGGGUUGUCUUACACAGGGGGACAUUAACAAUACUUCAGGUGAAAAGACUUUGAAGUAAGGAAUGCCAAAGCUUUUCCAUUUCCCAUUCCAUUCUCACUUUUCC
Pogoniulus pusillus (Red-fronted tinkerbird) is the source of this 2331-nucleotide messenger RNA. Its product is annotated as angiopoietin-related protein 7-like. Lineage: Eukaryota; Metazoa; Chordata; Aves; Piciformes; Lybiidae. The coding region runs from base 198 to 1550 and encodes 450 amino acids. The record is from RefSeq and is a predicted model, not a curated record. The transcript is spliced from 6 exons.